This is a messenger RNA of Lolium rigidum, 1323 nucleotides long. Its product is annotated as cathepsin B-like protease 3. Gene Ontology annotation, biological process: regulation of catalytic activity. The transcript has 11 exons. NCBI's taxonomy places the organism in Eukaryota, Viridiplantae, Streptophyta, Magnoliopsida, Poales, Poaceae. Gene Ontology annotation, molecular function: cysteine-type endopeptidase activity. Bases 57 to 1106 code for a protein of 349 amino acids. Gene Ontology annotation, cellular component: lysosome. The record is from RefSeq and is a predicted model, not a curated record.
UCCUGCUUGCUUCUACUCCUCCGGUUCCUCCCUCACUCCGUUGCCGAUCGAGGAAGAUGAGGGGCGCCUCGCUUCUGCUGCUCGUCGUCCUGUCAGCCGCCGCUGCUUCUUCUCCGCAGCUGGUUGGAGCAGUGAGUAGAGACAAUUCCCUAAGAAUCAUCCAGGAAGACAUCAUAGAGAGGGUCAACAAGCAUCCCAAUGCUGGGUGGACUGCUGGACACAAUCCAUCCUUGGCCAACUAUACUAUUGAGCAAUUUAAGCAUAUCCUGGGAGUGAAGCCUACACCUCCAGGUUUACGAGCUGGUGUUCCAACCAAAACUUAUUCAAAAUCAAAGGAGCUCCCAAAGGAGUUCGAUGCUAGAUCUCAAUGGCCCGGUUGCAGCACAAUUGGGAACAUACUUGAUCAAGGUCACUGUGGUGCCUGUUGGGCUUUUGGUGCUGUAGAGUGUCUGCAAGAUCGUUUCUGCAUUCAUCAAAGCAUAAACAUUUCACUUUCUGUCAAUGACCUAGUGGCUUGCUGUGGGUUUUUGUGUGGCGAUGGUUGUGAUGGAGGAUAUCCUAUCAGUGCAUGGCAAUACUUUGUUGAGAAUGGUGUUGUUACCGACGAGUGUGAUCCAUACUUUGACCAGGUUGGCUGCAAGCAUCCUGGAUGCGAACCUAAUUAUCCUACACCUGCAUGUGAAAAGAAAUGCAAGGUGCAGAACCAAGUUUGGCAGGAAAAGAAACAUUUCAGCAUGGAUGGAUACUUUGUUAAUUCUGAUCCACAUGACAUCAUGGCAGAGGUCUACGAAAAUGGCCCUGUGGAAGUUGCUUUCACAGUUUAUGAGGACUUGGCACACUACAAAACAGGAGUAUACAAGCACAUCACAGGUGGUGUGGUGGGCGGUCAUGCCGUCAAGUUGAUUGGAUGGGGAACCAGUGAUGCUGGCGAGGAUUACUGGCUUCUUGCAAAUCAGUGGAACAGAGGCUGGGGUGAUGAUGGGUACUUCAAGAUCAUAAGGGGCAAGAAUGAAUGUGGCAUUGAACAAGAGGUUGUUGCUGGUAUGCCGUCGACAAAGAACAUCGUAGGAAAUCGUGGCAGCACCAUUGGAACUGCUAUACUCUGAAGUCUGAACAGCGCAUUGGCCUGAGAUGCAGGUGGAAAUUAGCUAUUUGUAUGUCAAAUGAAGCGGGCAAAUUACCAGCUUAGGUGGGAUUUGUGUACUUGGUACUCCGUUGAGUAGCACAUGUUCACAAAUCACAAUGCUUAUACUAUGUUGUUGAAAUCUCAGCACUUGUUCAGAAACAAGAUGCAAUAAUAUCAAUUAAAACUUGCGGCUGCCA